AAGACACUUGAUUGAAACAGAGCGUGUUUGAAAGGUACUUUAGAUUUCUUGUAAGUUUUCUUUCUUUACUGUUGGAAUGCUUAUGCAACAAGGUCAUGAAGUUUAAUUGACAUCUGGUGACUUUUUUUUAGACAGUUUAUUUUUGUUGGGCGCUAUUUCAAUCUGAAGGAAAGAAUAGCGUUCAUUGGAGAAUAUUGUAGUCCAUUUUUUUAGCGGACUACAGUAACAUAAAUUGAGAGUUAUAACUAAAUACAAUUUAAAUAAUUUGGAGAAGCAUUUUUUUAACAUGCAGACAUUCUACCUUCUUCUGUUGGUGAUCUCAUUAAAAGUUAAUUACUUACGAGCCACAGUUUUAGCUAAAGGUUUCGACGCCUUCUUGUAUAAACCUGUCAUUGCAAACAUUACUUGUGGUUCGCCACGUGAAGAAUAUUAUAACACAAAGGAGGGAUACGUAGCUCCGCGAUUGCGUGUUUUAUCCGUUUGUGAUGCGCAGAACCCGCUGCUAGCAAGACCAGCAAGAUACUUGACAGAUGGCAACAUCAGUACGUCAUGGCAGUCGACUAAUAACGUUGACAAAGCGUACAUUAAUGUUAACCUUCAGCAGGCUGUAUUUGGCAAACAGUUAUUAUUCCAAUUCGGUGACUACAGGCGACCAGGUCAAAUAGCUAUCUACAAAUCGUCAGAUUUUGGAAAGACAUACACACCAUGGCACUACAUGGUGUCACAGCGGCAAGAAUGUACAACAGUGUUUGGAAUUCCAGAUAGCGAAAUUUAUAUUCUUCCAGACCAAAAGAUUAACAGAGUGUUAUGUCAAGAAUACAGCGGUUAUCCCUUCGAGUAUGGAGAACAGGUUUUGAUUGAAUUGAACGGGGAGAUACGAGGAGACGGAUCCAAUGUUUAUGAAUCGACAGCUCUUCUGAAAUGGAUGAAUGUUACAAAUGUUUACAUUCGAUUUUCCGGAAUGUAUCGAAAGUUCGAUUUCAUCGAUACACGUUGGCACCAUUAUGUAGUCAGUCAAAUCUCUUUAAUCGCGCGAUGUGAUUGCAACGGACACGGCGAUGGUAUUUCGUGUCCUCUUAAUGUCAACACUGGCUCCCGUACCUGUGCGUGUCAAGACAACACAUGCGGUACCCAUUGUGAAAUGUGCUGCCCUUAUUAUAACCAGUAUCCAUGGAAACGUGGAUCUAAGUCCUCCUGGAUAUCUGAUUCCACGAGUUCUUGUGAACAAUGUAAUUGCCAUAGCCACAGUCAAGUCUGUCGGUAUGAUAAGAAUGUAGCGGAUCGGAAAUUAAGUUUGGAUAUCCAUGGAAAAUACUCAGGUGGUGGAGUGUGUCUAAAUUGCCUGCACAAUACUGAAGGGAUCAACUGUGAAAAAUGCAAGCAGUUUUUUUAUCGACCACCUAAUGUGGAUGCUUCAUCCAUAGAUGCAUGUCCCCCAUGCGGUUGUUCUUUGGCUGGUAGUAGGCCUUCGUCAACAGGUAUUCAAUACUUGGAAUGUAUCAGGCACGCUGAAAUGGCAAAAUUAUUUCCUGGAAAGAACAUUGGUGACUGUUUUUGUAAACAACAUGUGAUUGGUAGCAAAUGCGACAUGUGCAUGAAUGGUUUCUACCGACUAGAAGCAUCAAACAAUCAUGGAUGCAGGCCAUGCGCCUGCCAUCUUCCUGGAACUGUUCAAAGAUUAAAUACUUGCCAUAAGGAUUUUUUUGGGCAGUGUCCAUGCAAAGCUAAUGUGAAACUUCGGGACUGUUCCAAAUGUAAAGAUGGUUACUACGAUUUAAGAAACGACCAUUCUGAAGGAUGCAAAUGGUGCGAUUGUGAUGUGGGAGCUUCGAUUAGUCCUUAUAUAUGUCACAAAGUAACUGGUGUGUGCACAUGUAGAGCGCAUAUCUAUAGUCGAAGAUGUAAACAGAUCCAAGUGGGAUACUACUUUCCAAGCAUGCAUUACAUACAAGGAAGGAGAUACCUAUAUGCAGCAGCACAAUCAACACUCACUACCACCUUGACAAUACCACAUGAUUCACAGUACAAAAUUUUUGCUGGAUAUAUUUUAAUGGAUGAAAGUAUCACCACAUUGACUUUAAGUCUUAAACUCAUGGGAACAACUACAGCAUUAUUUGGUCCAAAUCUACCUGUUGCUUAUCCUGCACAAUGUGUCACAGAAUGUUACCAAGCCUUUCAACAAGGAACCAAUUUUUAUUUUUUCCUGAAAGCAGGUGUUUACAGUGUCCAAGUAGCAUCUACUUUAAUAGACAGUGCCUUUAUGAUGGAACGCAUCAUUGCCAUACCAGUUCAAUUUAUGACAGCCUCAAUUUUAUCAGCUUCUGCUAGAGCAAGUUUCUUAGCAUCUUGUAAUGUUGAGAAUAAUGACCUGGGAAUUGGAACUGCAAACGAGUCAGUUUGCAUGGCUGCAGCAUACAGUAUGACAAUCAAGUUUGAGGAUGGAGCCUUGCCCUGUAAAUGCAACCCAGCUGGUUCUGUUAAUGCCACAUGUAACAAAGUUGGUGGACAAUGCUAUUGUAAAUCUGGUGUAGGUGGUCGAGAUUGUUCUUAUUGUUUACCUGGUUUUUACGACUUCUCCGACACAGGUUGCAUAGCUUGUGGCUGCCAAGGGCCUGACCCAAUUUGUAAUCCAAACACUGGUGCUUGCAAUUGUCCCAUCAACACACAGGGAAGGGUUUGUGAUGCCUGUGCCUGCAAUGGUAACAGUGUCAAGUGUGAACGGAAUGGAAAAUGCUUGGAUUGCCAAUCAAACACAUUUGGAGAUCAUUGCGAAUUGUGCAAACCUGGAUUCUUUGGAGAUGUUUUACAAGGCCAAUGUAGAUCCUGUGAUUGCCAUGUACUGGGCUCUUACAAUCAAUCAUGUGAUUUAGUCACAGGACAGUGUCCUUGUCGACCAGGCGUUGUCAACACCAAAUGCGACAAAUGUGCUACAAAUUACUUUGGUUUAAGUAUAGCCGGUUGUACCCCAUGUAAUUGUAACUUGAAAGGCUCAAUGAAUACACAAUGUGCCGAGACGGGUCAAUGUUCUUGUUUCAUAUCGGCCGAAGGUUUGAAGUGUGACAAGUGCAAGCAAGGAUUUUAUGGUUUACCUUCAAAGUCAUGUCAAACAUGUAAUUGUAACUCCACUGGAACAGUGCUAAACACUCAGUGCAUUAAUGAUGAAUUUGGACAGUGUGAUUGCAAAAGUGGGGUAAUGGGAAGAGCUUGCGAUGCGUGCAUGAAGCAGUAUGCUGAGUUUGGCAUCAAUGGGUGUAAACAAUGUCCACUUUGCACAAGGAAAUUACAGUCACAUGCUGAUGAAGUUGCAAUAAAGUUAAAAAACGUAAAACAGGACUUGAAUUUAACAAAGAAUUUAUCGAACCUUCAAGCUGAGUUGGUAUCAACUCAAGGACGGUUGCAACAAGCUGAAUUAAAUGCAGCAUUGUUUCAAUUUCGUGUGGCACAAGGACGAAAAGAUUAUAAGCGCUUGCAAGACAAUUAUUUGAUUCCAUGGAAUGCACGUUUGACAAGUUUAAUAAACCAGAUAAACAUUGUUACCAUGCAAGCUAGUCAAUUGACUGGUGUCGCGAAUGCUGGUGGUGCAAAGAUGUUAUUGAUAUAUGACGCAGCUCUAAAAGCUUCGCAAACUAGUCAAGAAUCAAACACCUUUGCAUCAACAACGUUUUCACAACUUGUGAAUUUGAACUCAUUAGCAUCAAAAGUUGUCAGUAUGGCAUAUUCAUAUGUUCAAAAUUCUCCAACAUUUGAUUUUGAUACUUACGAGAGACAGAUCGAUUUAGAUUUAGCGCUGUCCAAUCGAGUUCUUGGUAACAUAACUAAUAUUGGAAAGCAGGUCACGUAUCAACAAACGUUAUCUGUCGCAUAUUUAAAAGCGAUGGAUCAAAGUGAAGAAUAUUUUAAAAACAAAGAACAACAAUGGGCAUCAUCGCGUGCAGCAUUCUUGCAAAAUGUUCAAACUGUGUAUGCGACAGGAAAAGAAGUGGAGAGCUUAUUGAAUCAAACAAAGAGUUAUAUUGAUUCGCAAAGACAGUUUAUAAUGGCAACUGAAGAUGAACAGAACAUCAUUCGAACAUUAUUGGCACAAACUGAUACGUUUUACAAACAGACACAGGGAGUUUAUGAGCAAAUUCGUAUGCACACCCAGACUAUUACUGGUGGUAUCGAAGUCAUGUUUUUACCAUAUGUUCCGCAAAAUAGCAUUGUACGAGUGAAUGUUUUACGGGGCUACCAUCUUGUUCCUCGUGAUUAUCCAUCAUUAAAAUCGGACCCAUAUUUUAAACUUUCAAUAUUUCCGAGAUGGUUUAAUCAAGGGCCUUUGGAAUCAGCACCUAAAACAGCUACAUUGGAUCCAACUUGGGACUGGCCAAUUGGCGGAACGUACACAUUUUUUAUCACACCAGAACAAAUUCAAGUUACCAAACUUAUUAUUUCUCUUUACGAUUACGAUGCAGAUAAUUCUGAUGAUUUCAUGGGUGAGGUUGUCAUCAAUCUGGCUGACAUCAUGCCAAUUAAAGACAUGCAAAACACGUACACGCUGACUGCACAACAUUACACUGAGAGGUGGUCUUCAAGUUAUCCUGGUGCUGGCGAAAAUGGUUUGCUCGACCUUCAAAACAUGUUGCGUCAACAAAUAAAUGUUGUGGAAUCUUUACUCACUGAAGUCAAUACAGUACAUGCUACUGCUAAGUCGCACGCUAACAGCUUGCAAACACAGGCUCAACUGCUGACCAGUGAGUUUGACAAGGCAAAACAAUAUGCUGCCAAAGCUGUGAACGCAGUCAACACAUACAAUGAAAUAUACCGACUGAUCAAUUCCUCGCUCGAGGCUGCUGUGGCAGCUAAUACAUCCGUACAAUCCAUUACAAAGAUUCUCAAUGGUAUAUCUGUCACCUCGUUUACUUCUCAAGCAAAUGCUGAACUACUUGCAGCUCAACGGUUUUUAGCACAAUCGAAACAACGGAAUGUAACUUAUGGAUCUUUAAACCUUCUCCUGCGAUCUGAAACUCUUGGCAGUGCUGGCGUGCAGUCACCUCCAAGAUCAAUAAUUCAAAUCAAUGGCAUUGAUUACCAUCCACAUCUCAAUGGCCACAGUGUAUUGUUGGUCAAUUACAGAACGGGUGCUGUCGAGCAAGUUCAAAACUUUCGCACUGAUAUCAAUCCCACUGCUGCUGUGAUGUAUGAUAGAUUCCUGCAACAAAUACAAACUGGAAAAGUUGUAAUUAUUGUCAAACAGGGAUCUGGCAGCAUAGCUACACAGUACCGCAACAAUAUCAUGAGCCGUCUGUUGGAACUCGGAGGACAAGCACCUUUCUUUAGUGGACAUCGAGGCUCAUAUAUACUUUUGGGUUAUCGAAGACAAACUGGUGAUAUUGUUCCUUGGAUUGCACAAGUGGCGAAACUAGAAGGUGCAGGAGCAUCGGAACUGCGACGCACAGUCCAGCUAAAGUCGACGCUGCAACAACUUCUAUAUACAGCCAACACAACCUUCCAUGCUGCUCUCCCUCAGUGGAACGAAAUCAAUCGUCUGUUCCCUGUUUUAAAAGUCAGCGUUGCUACUCUUCUGCAGGAAUCGUCAACGGCUUCAGUCGUCCAAGCAGCUUUGGAAGCCGCAAAUGUCGUCAUCUCGCAAGCUGUUUCGUCAGCGUCGCAAGUGUUACGAGAAACGCAAAAUCUUCUCAACAACGUGAAUGAUUUGACUUCGAAAUACAACUACCUCGUGUCAUCUUCAGCCAACAUUACCAGCACACUGAACGCGGGACAGACAGUUGUCACACAAGCCGAAACAAAGGUACAGAGCCAGCAAAGCAACCUGCUCCAAGCCGUCAACAUGCAAGCCUCCUUCGCCAUCAUUAACCAAAACAUAGAGAACAAACAGUCAGGAAUGAAUUCGAAGCUAUCACAACUGCAAUCAAUCGCUUCUCAGAUGCCGUUCACCAUCGAAUACAAACAGCGUGCGCAGUCCACCUUCUCACUACGGGGGGUCACUACCCUUACACGUAUGAUGUUCACAGUCGUGCAGUUUGAUGUGCAAGUAAAAAGUUUAAACGGUAUCCUGUGGUAUUUGUUCUCAAAUACAAAUCUAAUGACUGGCACUAUGGGUUUGUACAUGAAAAACGGUUACAUGUAUUUUGUUUACAAUCUUGGAUAUGGUGACGUUAUCGGUAAAAACUCAAUGCAGCUUGCCAUUGGUCGAUGGUAUACUGUCCACGUGACCAGAUCGGGAAUCGAGGCGUUUUUUAUUCUUCGUGACAGCACAGGUUUUUCCUCAAUGGUCAUGAUGAAAUCAGCCUAUGUUGGUGAUGUCCGUUACAUGAGCUUCGAUGUCAACAGCCGAUGGUAUUUAAAUGGUUUUCCUAGCGGCUUUAUGACUCAACUUACAAGCACUUACGGCAGUUUUUACGGUGUUUACGACAACUUUUACUUAAAUGGAGUAUCGUACAAUUUAUGGAACAGUUUUGACUUCAGUGGGCAAACAAUUUACGCGAAUUAUCGAUUCAGACUGCCUCCAGCAAGCAAUGGCUCCGCUGUGACUUUCUUUGGGAACGGCUAUAUACGACAGAGAGUUGGCACAUUCUUAGUCAGUAAUAGUUUCUCGUCAGUGCAGUUAGAAUUUCGUACGCUGAAAGAUAAUAUCGUCAUUUUUGGUGUGACCGGCCAAACUGGAAGCUUUAUUUACGGCUUGUAUAUUUUCGGCGGAAAACUCAUGUUCCAGUUCGCCACAAGUUUGGGGAGCAACAUCGCCAUUAUCACUAAUAAUAAUUUUUACAACAACGGGGACUGGUAUCGAGUCAUGAUCUCUCGGAGUGGUGUAAACGCGACACUAAGUGUGCGAUCUUUAAACCCAGCACAUUUGCAGCUUUCUGAGUUAAAGACAAACUACAUCGGCGUGACUAACCUACCCACAGGAAUCGCAAUCAUCUUCGGCUCGACUUCAACCAACAGUCCCGUUCCUCCACCCGUCAGCGGUAAAUUUGCUGGCGAUAUGCGAUAUGCGUCUUUCAGUGAUGUCACAACCGGGAAGUUAAUCCAUCGCAGUUUCUUAUCGUCGCAGUACCUAAUCGAGGAAAAAGAUACAAGUUAUUAUGGGAUGAUAAAUGGGCAGAUCGUCGAAGGGGUCCGUUUCUAUGGUUACAUGUGGUGGUUAAAAACUGGUUCGUACGCGAUGAUUCAGACAUUCCGAUCGGUUGUUGUUUCGUCUAUAUACAUCAGUUUCAAGACAUCUCAACUCAGUGGAUUGAUUAUGUAUAAGACGGGAAGCGCAUCGCAGCAUCAUUUCUAUAUGGGCUUGAUAGCUGGAAACUUGGUUGUUGUGCUUCAACGCAGCAACAGUAUAAUGGCGCCGUAUGUUUCCUCCAAUCUUACGUUGAGUGACGGACAAUGGCAUAAUAUGAGCCUUGCUUACACAGGAGGAGGUUUCCAGUUGCAGAUCGACGCAAAAAUCGUUUACACUGGAUGGUUUGGCAACGUUGCACUGACUACAAUCGGUACUGGUGACGUGUACAUAGGAGGGUUAUCAAGUGGCGUGCAAAUAGGAAUGGCUGUGCCCACUACAAGACAUCUGCAAAUAGAUUUUGAAAGCUUCCUGAUUAACAGAAUGCAACAGAAUUUCUUUAGUGGAAGCUAUGUUGGUGUGUCAUACGCUGGAAUAACGCCUGGGAGUAAUCAAGCUCGACCUCCGCCAGCCUGUGCUGCUUCGUUCCCAGACCUGAUAUUCGCUCCAGAUCCUUUACAAGUUCGUUUCGGAAAAGUACCAUGGGCGAGCAUUCAAAGUUACAUCGGCUAUCGAUUAUCAGCAAGUACAACGCAGAAGUAUUUUCAGACAAGUUUUGUUGUAACGAUGAGCUUCCGUGCCGUUUCUGGUGACGGUGUCAUAUUUUACAUCGCCAACAGCGACACAAACCCGACGCAGUAUGUGUCACUAGAACUUAUCAAUGGGCGUUUGCGUUAUGAAUUUCAUAAUGGCCAAGGCAAGGUAACCAUAGAGACCGGAAAUACGACGAAUUACGCGGGAGAAGGAAAAUGGUAUAAGAUAUAUCUGCUCCGUAUUUAUCAAUUCGGUGCCAUCCUAAUUCCUGAAACGAUGGAGUACAAAAACUCGCGUCACGAUCAAGCUGCACAACCGCUUUAUUUGACCCGACCCCUGUACAUUGGAGGCUUACCUAACAACAUUGUUGCUAACCACUUCAUGAAACGAAAGUAUGGCUUCAACGGUUGUCUGCGCAAAUUCGAAAUAUCGUCGGGAUUCGAAACGUACGCAAUAGAUUUUACACGACCUGAUCUCGGUGGAACGCAAACGGGAACAACUUCGUGUUAUUCUAACACGGAGACGGGUGUUUAUUUUAACGGAAAAGAUUCGUGGGUAAAUUACGCCAACAAUUUUAUCCUGCACCCAGAUUUUACUCUCGAGCUUCGAUUCAGGACGUAUAAACGUUCAGGAACACUCCUGUAUUUAUUCUCCAACCAAACACCAAAUGGAGUGGGUGUCGGGAGUGGAUUUGGGUCAUAUAUGUUGUUGGAGUUAGAAGAUGGAAAGAUCAACUUCCACUACAAGCCUUCCAUGCUUCAACCAGGUCAAACAUUUGUGUGGAAAGACUCAAAAGGAGACAAAUCUUACUAUCUGUGUGAUCAAAGAUGGCACACCUUAAAAAUCAGUAAAACCGCGCGAAGUUUGAGGAUCAAAGUUGAUUCUCUUUUAAACAUGGGAGGCGGAGUUGUGGAUGAAACCAAUAGUGGACAAAUCAAUGGUUUUAUGUACAUUGGUGGUGUCAAAGGAGGUAUACAGAAACCUGGCCAGGUUACAAGAUAUUUCGAUGGAUGCUUGCAGCUCGUGUCUCUCGGGCAGAAUUCAGAACGAAUCCAAUCGAGCGUGGAUGGAAACAAUGUGGUGUUUGGUUGUCCAACAUUUUAAUUUCUUUCUUUCAUUUUUAGGUAGUUGUAAAUAAGAAUUAGUCGCUCAAAAAAUCAAGUUUCUUUUUAUAUUUCAUCAAAAAAUAAAUAAUUCCUCAUAUACAAAUAUAUACACACUACAUGAACGACACCAUUUUGUCCGUCAUGUCACGUGUCAAACACAAAUGCACGCAUCUCUUCUAAUAUUUUGUGAGCCUCCAUGCUUCGUUUUCCACAGUUGUUAGCAAUCUCUAAACAACCCAGACAUAAAAAAUUGAGAACCAAAACCAGUGCGCAACAAAAGCCCCUGACAUAAACGUAAGUUGAAACUAAGUUACCUUCUGCUUUUUCGUACGCGCCGUUUCGUUCAAACCCAAGACGAACAAAGGAAGGCUCUAAAUAAGAAAAUAUAGCCUUGUGAAGUAACACGUACACACACGGUACAAUUUUAUCUAAUAACGAGCGUUUUGUUCCUACCUUCAAAUGUUGAGGCUUUCCAAUCGAGUAACUGCUUGGAAACUGAAUGGUUAUAUUCUUAAAAAUGAAUGACAAAAAUUGUACAUCACUUUUUGGGAAAUCUAGAACAUUA
Molecule: messenger RNA, 9475 nt
Organism: Hydractinia symbiolongicarpus
Lineage: Eukaryota; Metazoa; Cnidaria; Hydrozoa; Anthoathecata; Hydractiniidae
Product: laminin subunit alpha-1-like
Exons: 52
Coding region: 287-8908 (2873 amino acids)
Source: RefSeq, a predicted model, not a curated record